Molecule: messenger RNA, 1323 nt
Organism: Thlaspi arvense
Lineage: Eukaryota; Viridiplantae; Streptophyta; Magnoliopsida; Brassicales; Brassicaceae
Source: the annotation of a GenBank genome assembly
AUGUCCAAUCUGCUUGAUACUAUUGGUCAAACUUCUAGAGAAACAACGCAACCACCUCAGGACAGCUCAACCAAACCGAUCGAGAUGAUUAAUUAUUUUUCUGACACAAGUGCCAAUAGCUGCGACGAUAAUUCAGACAAAGAAUCUCUCCCGAAGCAAUUUGCCAUCGGAGAAGGAUCAACUGCCCCCAAAAGAAAACCAAACAUAAAUGAGGUGUUUUUAAGCGAUGAAGAAAUGAGUUACACACGCCCCCAAAAUCAAGAACCUCCACCUAAGCAGUUCACUUCUAAAGUCAUGAUCUUCACGUUCAAUGACAUUCCUUUUGAAAAAUGGAAUGACCGACUCGACGAAUUUCAUGCAUGGAUGACUUCGGAAGCCAUUACAUCACCCCUGGAGCUAGUCAUUCAGCUAUUCAUGACACGACUAUCAGGAGCCCUCAAAGAAUGGUGGAACUCGCUCGGUGAGUACCGACAGCAGCAAGUCUAUCAAACGACUAUCCCUUUGCUCCUCGGAGAGAUUCACAGAGAAUUCAUCGGUACACCUACUCACCUAAAGGAGCAACUACAAGAAGAAUUCUUUUCAGCAAAGUGCUGCUCGCUCAAGAAGAAGGAUUUGGCUAAACAUUUUGAACGUCAAACACGGAGGUAUUAUGCGCUUAAUGGUCUUAAUAACCCAAGCUUGAAGCAAGUCUAUCUUUCCUCCAUUGAUGACUACCUGAGUCAACAAACCAUGUUGUACAUCAGGGACCAAAGACAGACAAUCAAAGAAAUAUUUAUUGGUCAAAUCCAACAAUAUGUCUUCCGGACACUCGAUAAGCUUUGCAAGCAGAAGGAAUUCUGGAUGGAAUUCAUGGACAAAUCAAAGCAACUGUCCAAGAUAUGUGCCAGGCCAGACCUCUCAAUCAAGUAUUCUGAGGAUGAAGUUCAACCGCCAUACUUGCCGGUCACGAUCUUUGAUCCACGAAGAAAAAAAGAACCAGUUCAUGCUAUCGCAUUCAUAGAUACGGGCACUCAUUCAUCUAUAAUGAAUCUCAAAGUUCUUCUGUCUUCAAUGUGGCUGCCACACCAACAAGAGUUCCAGGUCGCAAACGCUGGCUCGCUAUCCGUCAAGCUCAAAUCCAAAGCAAUAACCAUAGAAAUCUUCCCAGGAUGUCAAGUUACAACAGAAGUUUUAGGGUCUUCUGCGCCAGGAAAAGAUUUAAUCAUGGGAUGGGAUACAUACUAUGCGUUAAAGAAGAAGUUUGAUAUCUCACUCGAACUGAGGAAUGAAAUGGAAGUCUUUCUACAAAGCCUUCACAAAAAUACCUCGCAUAUUUUCACUUGA